UGCAUUUUUCCCAACCCAAAGAAGGUUGGUUCACGUUAAGGACUCCGCUAUGCCCGCGGCGCACCGGACCUUCGCCUCGGUGGCGUACUGCUCCGGCGCAGGCCGCGAGGGCCACGCAGCCGCCGCCGACCUCGACGGCACCCUCCUCGUCUCCUGCAGCUCCUUCCCCUACUUUUUCCUCCUCGCCGUCGAGGUCGGCGGCUUCCUCCGCGCCGCCGCGCUGCUUCUCCUCUCCCCAGCCAUACUCCUCGUCUACAAGCUCUUCUCCGAGGCCGCCGGCAUCCAGAUGCUCAUCUACAUCGCGGUCACCGGUGCGCUCACGCGCGACGUGGAGCUGGCGGCGAGUGCGGUGCUGCCGCGGUUCUACGCCGCUGACGUGCUCGCAGACAGCUGGCGCGUGUUCCGCGCCUGCGGGCGGCGGCGGGUGGUGGUGACGGCAAACCCACGGGUGAUAUUGGUUGAUCGCAAGGGAGUACUUAGGGGCGGACGCCGUGCUGGGGACGGAGCUGGAGGUGGACGAGAGGAUGGGAAGAGCCACGGGGAGGGUAGCGGCCGAUGGCGUGAUGGUAGGCCGUCGGAAGAGAGAGGAAGAAGGAGUUCGCGGCAGAACCACUGCCGGAGUUGGGACUCGGAGACCGGGAGUCCGACCACUAUUUCAUGGCUCUCUGCAAGGAAGCUUACAUGGUCCCUUACGGCUUACGACCCAAAGGCGGUCCGCGUGGCGGCGGCGGCGGAACUCGACUCGCCGAUCAUCUUCCACGAUGGCAGGCUGGUUCAGCGGCCGGAUCCCCUCGUCGCCCUCCUCACCCUCCUCUGGCUCACCAUCCAUCGGCUUCACUCUCUCCCUCCUCCGCGUCUUCCUCAACCUCCCCGUCCCCGCCCCCUUCGUCCGCCACACCUAUCGCCUCACCGGCAUCCGCCUUUCCAUCCACGGCCCCACCGCUGGCGCCUCUUCGUCUGCAACCACCGCACCGGCACCGCGCUCGACCCCAUCAUCAUCAGCAUCGCGCUCGCCCACCCCGUGGCGUGCGCCACGUACAGCGUGAGCUCCGUCUCUGUUUCGCUGUGCCCCAUCCGUGCCGUCGUCCUGUCACGCGAUCGCACCGCCGACGCGGCCCUCAUCGCGGCGCUGCUGGCGGAGGGCGACGUGGUGGUCUGGCUGGAGGGAACCACAUGCCGCGAGCCAGCACUGCUGAGCUUCAGCAGCUAAGCUGCUGAGAUUAGAAAGAUUUAGUAAAAAUAAUGAGUUAAAAAGGAUGUCAGGUAUUAUUAUUGGAAUGAGGUUUUUUUUUUUUUUUGGAU
Messenger RNA from Zingiber officinale, 1302 nucleotides. Its product is annotated as glycerol-3-phosphate 2-O-acyltransferase 6-like. The coding region runs from base 50 to 1210 and encodes 386 amino acids. Lineage: Eukaryota; Viridiplantae; Streptophyta; Magnoliopsida; Zingiberales; Zingiberaceae. Gene Ontology annotation, biological process: cutin biosynthetic process. Gene Ontology annotation, molecular function: phosphatase activity; glycerol-3-phosphate 2-O-acyltransferase activity. The record is from RefSeq and is a predicted model, not a curated record. The transcript has 2 exons. Gene Ontology annotation, cellular component: membrane.